Messenger RNA from Danaus plexippus (monarch butterfly), 1277 nucleotides. It is a transcript of the gene asf1, whose product is annotated as histone chaperone asf1. Gene Ontology annotation, cellular component: nucleus. The record is from RefSeq and is a predicted model, not a curated record. Gene Ontology annotation, biological process: DNA replication-dependent chromatin assembly. NCBI's taxonomy places the organism in Eukaryota, Metazoa, Arthropoda, Insecta, Lepidoptera, Nymphalidae. The transcript is spliced from 2 exons. Bases 342 to 986 code for a protein of 214 amino acids. Gene Ontology annotation, molecular function: histone binding.
UUGCCACCUCUCUCCUUUGUGUUAAGGAAAAAGUUGCCUUUUUACUGAUAAAGAAGUGAUUUUCUUAGUUUCAAAUCCACUAAGAAUGACUUAUAUUUAUAACAAAUUCAGUUUCUUUAUUCCACACAAGUGGCGCGACCAUCGCCAGUUAUUUGGAUCACGUGACCGUCUGGACCGCCAAAAUAAAUGUCAUCUUUUCGCCGACUUUACGGAUAUAUCUUGUACAAAUAACUUUAACCGCCCGUUUCUUUGUUGUAACGUGUUUGUACUGUAUAUAUUUUUUUAAAUUCGUCACAUUUAGAACCGAAGUGGCAAAGAGAUCGCUGUGAGAGCGAUUAAUAAUGGCAAAAGUUCAUAUAACCAACGUAGUAGUGUUAGACAAUCCGAGUCCUUUUCUCAAUCCUUUCCAAUUCGAGUUAACCUUUGAAUGCAUCGAAGAAUUGAAGGAGGAUCUCGAAUGGAAGAUGAUAUAUGUCGGAUCAGCGGAAACUGAAGAGCACGACCAAGUGCUGGACACAAUAUACGUUGGACCAAUACCAGAAGGAAGGCAUAUGUUUGUGUUCCAAGCGCCGCCGCCAGACGUGAAUAGAAUACCGGAAAACGAUGCGCUCGGGGUUACGGUCGUUCUACUAACAUGCUCCUACCGCGGGCAGGAGUUCGUUAGAGUUGGAUAUUUCAUCAACAACGAAUACAGUGACAGCGAGCCGGAAUUACGCGAGAAUCCGCCAGCCAAGCCCCAGUUUGACAAAGUUGUGAGAAAUAUACUCGCAUCUGAACCGAGAGUGACUAGAUUUAAGAUUAAUUGGGCUGAACCCGACUCGGCGGCUGCCGUUGACUCUGGCGAUGGUAAUUUAGAAACUAGUCACGCGCCCAGCAACGACUCGUACGCCUUCAACGCUGACAGUCAAAUCAGUGGGAUGGAAUUCCAAGGCAGCUUCAGCGGUUACGGCGACAACUCGAAUUCAAUAGCUCCAAUGGAAUGCUAAGAUUAAAUAAUAUGGAGUAGUUAAAAUUAUGUCAUAAUGUGAACGAGUGCCGUCGGAGAGAGUACCAAGAUGAGGACGCUCGCACAACUAUCAAUAUAUCUUAGCAUAAGGCUGUAUAUACAUGUGCAAAAUGUGUUGAGAUGUUAUAUAUAUGUGUGUUGUGCCUUAAUUAGUUCACAUUAACCAAGCUUGGAUCUUCAGCCGCGUAAAUAUCUCCCCUAUUUAUAAGUGUUCCUAGAUUUUAUGUAUAUUUUUUACCAAAAUUAAUGAUUAAAUAAUGUGUAAGAUUGA